This is a messenger RNA of Cinara cedri, 30492 nucleotides long. The record is from the annotation of a GenBank genome assembly. NCBI's taxonomy places the organism in Eukaryota, Metazoa, Arthropoda, Insecta, Hemiptera, Aphididae.
CGUCAACCUGAACCCAUUCGUGUCGCGAAAAUUUACGAAAAACUCUCUCCCUCUCGCUCAUACGCCGUAGUGAAAAUGAUUUCGCCAUGCAGAACUUAGUGUUCGCAUUAUUGUUGUAUAUAGACAUACUAUAUUGUAUACAUAUAAAAUGUUCAGUUUGUAGUGAUUUGUCAAUAUUAUAUUAGUCAAUUAAUUUUUUUUUUUUAAUUUUUUUUUUGUUUCGUUCCUGGUUUUAUUUUAUUUUGUUUUAUUAAUUUUUUACAAUUUUUUGUUAUUUCGUUUUAUUCAUCAUCUACAACACACAACCAUUUCACGGACGACAACACGGUCCUGUCGCGCUGCCUCGAGCUAGUGGGUGUUGCUGUGCGCGCGCGUGUGUGCAGUGUAUAAUAAAUCGCGUAUUCGACGUAUUUUGUGUGUAAUAAGCCGGAAGAAUUGAUCUACGAUAAAAUAUCAAUUCGCUGCGUUUUGUUUGUAUUGGUACACGAUAACUACAGCUACCUAUAUAGUAUCUACAAUCACAUUCGGUGAACACCAAUUGAACACAACUUUGACGGGACGAUUGUACACCUAUGUUGUCACAGGCAUGAAUAUUACCCUGUACUCAAUGUGGCGCCCAAUCAAAUGGAUAGGGACAAUGUGACUGCUAUGGAAACUGAUAAAAUAGUGGACGACGAUAUCGGUAAUCCUCAGGUAAGAUAUUAAUUUGUGUUAGAUCGGUACACGAUAAUAUUAUGCUUGAAAUCCAAUAUUAUAUUCCCAUUCUAUUUGCGUGACUACCAUUAUGUACAUUCUCUAGUUGUAGACAUCAAGGUAGUUAAUUUGCUUACAGUUGACAGGUAUAACAGGUUCAAAAUGUAGGUUUAAAACCAUCUAAAUAUAUAGGUAGACCUACUUUGCCAGAUGUACCUACUUAUAUUACAUUUUUAUUUUAUUUUUUAUCUCGUUGAGAACGAUAAGGUUUGGAAUCACUUUGGUUAGGUAUUUAUUUCAGUAUUUACUACCUAUCUAAUAUAGAUAUCUAGAUUAGCUUGGCUAUUUUUGUUUUGUAUAGCUUAAGAAUUAUUUCUGAAUAGAUACCUAGUUAGGUAUAGAUAAGUACCUAAUUUUUUUUUUUUUGAAAAAAUAUAUUUAUUACAUACAGGUUUUAUAUUUUCAUGUAAGUGAACUACAGAAAUCAUACAUGCAAAUUAUAUUUACUGCAUACUCUGGGGCAUACUCACCUACAUCAUAAUAGCUCAGUACCUGUCAUUAUUAGUUAUAGGUAGGUAGGUAAGUUAUUAGGUAAUAACAAUUUAGUAUUCAGUCUUCAGUAUUGAUUAUUUCUAUGUAGAUAUGAAACUAUGUUUUCACGUCCAACGUUUAACUCCUGAUUGGUUGUAAUAUUAAUAAUGAUAUCUUAUUUUAUAACAUUACAGACCAAGUCUCAAAAAAUAUAACAAGUGAUUUAUAUAAAUAUAAUAAUACAAAAAAAAAAUGUACAGAUAUUUAGUUAAAAUAAUAAUAAAUAACAGUAAUAAAAAUAUUAAAUAAAUGUUGUACCUACUGCUCUGUGGUAUUGAUAAAUACUCAAGAUAUACCUAUUAACCAAGGUAGUGAGGUAAAAUUAUUUUAUUAAUAUACAAACAAUUAAUACAUGGUUAGGUAUUGUAAUACAACACAAAUACAAUGUGAAAAAAUCAUGUCAUAGUAGAAUAUAGAAAGUUAAUAUUUGUUAUUUUGGUUUAGGUUUUAUAUUUCAGAUUCAAAAUUGGGUUCAUAUAUGUAUAAAUAUAGUAUAGGUAUUAGUCAUUAUUAUUUAGUGUUGUUUUUUUUUCUUUAGUUAAUUGUGAGAUAUGAACUGGCUAUUUUACAGUUAUUACUAAACCACUGUUUUGCUAUGUAAUUAUCAUUUACUUACUCUCACUCGUAUAAAAUAAGACCAUUCUAAACACCAAUUGUAGCAUCUUCUGUAUACAUAGAACAAAUGCAAAGCGUAAUGUUGUUUUUUUACAUUAAUUUUAUAUUAGACGGUAAUUAAACCGUCUGUUGUACAAAAAUGUUGAAUUAUUUUAAACGUUAUAUCGUCUAUAAUUGUAUUUGAUAAGUUUUCAGGUAUAUCGCUUUUCAGCUAAUUAGAUGUUUUAUUUAAAUUGCUAUACAUUUUUAAUUUUAAGUUAUUUGUGAUAAGUAGUAGUAAUAUCAUUGUUAUCAAUGUUAUAACCAGGGCUCAGACUUUAUAGCAUUGAAAAUAACUGAAGUAUGUGCUAUAAUAUGACCUAAAAAAUCUUAAAAUAAUAUAAUAUAUCAUAAAAAAUGUGAAAAAAUAGAUUAUUAUGUGAAAUGAAAAUAUAAUACAUAUAAAUAUUUUUCUUAUAUAUUCACAUAAAUAACAGAUUUUCUUUAUUGUUUAUGAAAAGUACUAAAAAAAUAUUAUAUUAUGCAUAUUAGUAAAAACCAGAACUAAAAAUCAAAAAUACUUCAAAUAUGCAAAAAAUAGCAGUAUAAAAUUUCAUAUUUGGAUUCUAGUUCAUAAAACAAAACAUAUAUAGUAUUCUCUGAUAUUUUUUCUGUAUCUUAUAAUAAUUAAAAAAUGCUAUAAAAUCCGAACCCUGGUUAUAACUAAUUGGGGAGGAAAAGUUUAGCAUUGAACGUGAAAACAUAUAGUUUCACUCCGGACAUGGAACUAGAUACUGCCUAAUCUAAACACUAAGAAAUAUGGUAAAAAUAUUAGGGUAGUAUCUAUCAUUGAUUAUAAUUAUUAAUAAAAUCAAUGGUACUUUUAUGUAGUUAGGGUACUAAUAUUUAUAAUUAAAUACACAAUAAUUUAAAUAAUUCUGCCAAUCAUAUAUAUUCAAAUACUUUUAUAGUUGUAUUCUUGUAAAUAUUUAACAGACUAAUUUUAUGUAGGCUUCAAUUAUUUUGUAAGAUUAAAUUUACCUACCUUUAUUUUACUCUUUAUAUUUUAUUUUCAAAUAAUUAGUGGUAGGUACACAUAAACUAGUUUAAAGGUAUCUCAGUACAUAAUAAUAUUUAUCUAUAAAUAUAUUUUGAAAUAAAAUUUUGUUGAAUUGUUAAUUUUCUAAACAAAUUUGAAGUUUAUGAUACUUUAAAUUAUUUUUACUGUCGCUAAUAAAUAAUCCCAAUUGUUUCACCAAUUCAAACACCAACUUUUUCAUAAAAAAUGAUUUUUAUUUCAAAAUAUAUUAAUAAAAUGACACUUGGAUUUUGUAAAGAAAAAAACAUUUUUAUUUUUAGUGUUUUUAAAAAAUGUUAAUUAAAGGAUUCAAGUCUAGUACUUAAUUAUUACAAAAAAAAACUUUUAAAUAUUGAACAGAAAAAAGUAUUGCAUUUGUUAGAUCUAAUAUGUUAAGCUUAUUUAUUGCUUAAAUAUUUAGGUACUAUAAGUUUUCAUAGAUAACUGUUUCUGAAAAAUUAAGGAUUUUUAUUUGAUAUCAUAAAUAUAACAACUAAGGUACUACUAAUCUUGAUUACAUUGCUAUCUAAUAUGUUGAAACUUCUGUUGUAACAUAAAAUCAAAAAAUGUGUGAUAUUAUCCAAUUUUUUUGUUGUUAUAAUGGUAUAUCAUAUUAUAUUUGACUUGGAUACAUUUAUGUCUACAACUUUGAAUUAAAGAUGAAUAUAUUAAUUAAAAUGGAUCAAUUUGACCUAUUUAAAAAUUAAAAUUAUAAUAUUUAAACAACAUAGGUAUCUACCUAAAAGACUGGUUUUUUUUUAUGAGAACAGAAAAAAAUCUUUCUAUUGACCUACAUUUUUAAAUUUGAUUAUAGAAACUUAUACAUUUACAUGUUUAUAUAUGUAUAAAAGUUAACAAUUUUUUUUUAUCAAACAAUAUAAAAUAAUCAUGUUAAGUUUUUGUACCCAAAGAUAUUUUAUAAUUUUGAAUAUUAUUAAAAAAAAAAUCAAAAAUGUAUGUUAAGUUAUAGAUAUUUUGGAAACAAACCUUUUAAAAUAAUUACUCAAAACCAAAUUAUAUUCUACAAUACCAUAAGAAUAACAAAUAUUAAGUUCUUUUUAAAUUACCAAUAUAAUAUGUGUAUAAGUAAGCUUAAGCUCUGGUUUGAAGGGAAUGUUAAUUUCUAUUAGCUUUAAUUUAGUAAAUCAAUUUCUUAUACCAAUAAUAAUGAUUAAACUACAAAAUUCAUAAAUAUAUGGUAUCUAUUUUAAUAUUAUAAUAACAACACUUACCUAUGAUUGAAUGUAAGUUAAUCUAGCUUAGUUUUAAAAUUUAUCUAAUCGGUAUUUUAUUUUUUGAUGUUUUUUUAACAAAAUUAUAUUUACUUAGGUUAUACCUAAGGUACCUUAUAUUAAAUAUACUAAUACUAUAAUCCCUCAAAAUAAAUCCUCUAGGUAGUAAGUGAGAUGCUAAGGUAAUAAAGUUUUUUAUUUACCUAUAUUUUCUUUGGAAGAAAUUAUAAGUAUUUACUUACCAACUAUAUAUUAUAAUCAAUGAUUUGAUAUGAUUUUAUCAAUCACUUAUACAAUUUGAUUAUAAUAUAUUUUCUUGAAUUCCACAUGGUUGGUGCACUUCAUCUAAGAAUUAUCAUGAGUGAUGUAAAUAAUAUUGUUAAAAUAAUUAAUAUUCUUAAGAAGAGAAAAGGUAGAUUUUCUCAUAGCAGUGUUUGAAUGGGAACUUCUAGGAAAGAUCUCGUGGUGUGUACCUAUGACAUGGUGGAUUGAAGUCUGAGAGUAAAUUACUAGCGGAAAUCAGUGUACAAAUACGCCUGGAAAUCACCAAAAUCUUUGAUAAUCUAAUAGAAUAUUGUUGGUAAUCUUAUAGUAAAUCGUGGUUUUUUGGAAUCAGGUGUACACAAUUUUCAUUGGUGUUUUUCCUCUGAUUGAAGUAGUCCAUGGAUGUAUAUGAAGAGAUAUUCCAUGACAGGGAUCGAUGGUGUAUUGGCAGUUAUAAUUCCUAGAAAGUUACAAAGGCCACAAGAAUAUUAAAAUUUCAUAAUGAUCCCCAUCAACUCACUCAACUUUUUUUCGAGACUUUUUAAUACUUGAUAUUAUUAUGCUAAUAUAUUUCAAAUUGUUCCAUUGAUAUUUGGUGUGUCUCUUUAAUUUGUAAUUACAAGUGUAAAAUUAUUUUGAUUAUCAUCUUAAAUUAGUUUUGGAUGUUAUUAUGGGUAUUUAAGUACCGUCUAUCGGUAAAUAUAAAACCUUUUUUCUUGAUGAUAAAUUUUACCUUUACAAUUCUACUCUCUUACAGUUGCUAGAGGUUCAUUGACCCCUAAUUAUACGGAUUAUACGGACCGGGACGACUCGGAUGAAUAGAAUCUUCGUUUUGCUCUAGUUUUUUUCUUUGAUGACAAAAUAAUAAUCAAACUAUUUUUUUGUUCAUUAUUAUUCAUUCAUUACAUAUAUUUUAAAAAAAAACUUCGGUAGUUUUUAAAAACAGCCAAUUAAUUAUUCUAGAAUUAUACAAAUUUAUUUAUUGUUUUAUAUUGUUUUUACCAUGUGUUGUUAUCAUGGUAUCGUAUCUGGCAGUGGUCUGUCUAUUCACAGUUGAUUAAAGUACCAUCGUUAUCAUUUUGUUGUUAUCAUCCAAAAUAUAGAAUAUGAAUGGUAAAUAAAUGUUUUAGUAUAAGAGUGGUGAAUCACGGGAACUAAUUUAUAUGCACGUAAAAUCCACAAAAAAAUAUUAAAAAGUCUUCUAAAAUAUAUCUAAUAGAACAAUAAUGGUAAUGUUUUAAAAGAUCCCCCUUCUCUAAUGGUUUUAACUUAUUUAAAAAUUGUAACAUUUAACAAAUGAUUAUCACAAAAUAAUUUUUAUCAAAUAAAGUUUUACGUGUUAUUUAAAAAGAAAACUUAAGUGUUAAUCGUGUUAAUAAUGACUUGUCAGUGUUAGAGAAUUUUAUUUAAUAGGGUUACAACCGUUAUAGGGAGGAUUUUAAAAACCCCUCUACCACUUUUACUUUUUUAAAUAUUUUUAAGUCUUUUUGACGAUUUAAGCGAUUUUUUGCGGAUUUAAAUGCAAAUAAAUCCGUUCCCUAGUGAUGAUUAUUUUAUAAAUAAUAAAACGUUUUUGAAAUACUGAUAAUUAUAUGUGAUUUCUAUCUAUUAUGUUUUCUAUGUGAUUUAAUUACAGAUUUUUUUAAACUGAAAAUGUUGGGUUAUUACAUCAUUAUAUUUUGUUUUCUGAUGAAGUAUAAACAUUAAAAUUGUAAUUUAUUAUCCGUAAACAGUGUAAGUAUUUCGAUAUUACAAAAUGUGUAAUAGAUAGAUAAUAAAUGGUAAAACUAUUAUAGGAAAAUUAAUUGCCACCAAAUUAACGCAUAAGUCAUAUUAAAAUAAAUAAUAAAUAAAAAAUGAUUAUACAAAUAAUUUAAAAUUAAAUUGUUAAAAUUGUAAAUUGUUUAUAAUUUAUUUUUUUUAUGCGAUUUGUUAAAUCUAAACCAUAAGAUUUUUUUUUUAUUGGUCACACAAUUUUUCUAAAUGAUCUUUCGAAUCAAUUAGAUAAGUUAAAUAUAACAUUUUUUUUUAAAGUUUUUCUAUAUUUUUCAGGAAUAUGUUUGAUUUAUCUAAAACUUUUUCAAGACAAUUAGAAUAUAUUUUAAUGUCAUCCAUUUCGAUAAAAUCUUUUAUUAUCUAUACAUUUUAGAUGAUAGCAAAAAAAUAAUAACGAUGGUGUUCUAAUCGACUGCGAAUAGAAAAACACAUCGGGUAGUCGUCCAACGUCUAACUGUAACAGAAAAUACCGCAGUUAUCAAGGUUCGACAAUUAUCCAGUAUACUAUUUCAUAUAACUUGUCUGCUGUUUUCAUAAUAUAUUUGAAAUCUGGUUUAAACCUGGUACGACAGACAACUUUAUUUGGGUAACAAAGUGGUUAUAUUAUUUUGCUAACGCGAAUAUUUAUAAAUUAUACAAUUACCACCUAUGUAUAGAAUAUAAUAUUUCGUCGAAUUAUUUUAAAUAAAUUAUUUUUUGUUAAAAUGUAUAGGUAGGUAGGUAUGGUAUUAUAUCUGGUGAUUUAAGUAUCUUAGUUUAGAGUAUUAGCAGUGGUGAUUUUCUAAUUUUGUCUUAUUACACGUGCAACAUAGUAAUUUAAACGUGUUCUAUUUUUAACCUACUGAUUUAUCUAGUAUUAAGGUUAUAAGAAAUCUGAAAGCAAAUUUGAAUUUUUCGUCAACUCUACUUAAGAUUUCUCAUUUUUUUUUUUUUUUUUUCAUUACAAUUUCCCAAAUAAUAAUUAACAUUUUUAGUAUGACCUUUUUAGGAUUUAAGAGGAAAAAAUGUAGGGAAAUCUAUUUUAAGUAGACUUGACAAUUUCAAAACUGUAUUCAGAAUUCUUAUCGUUUCACUAGACUAAUCGGUAUGUUGGUAUGUUCACACAUGUAAAAUAUGUUCUAUGUUACACGUGUGUAAGACAAAGACAGAAUAUCACUGCUUCCAAUCCCCGUUUAAUUUAAAUAACAACUUCGGGUUUAAAAAUUACUUUUCAACUACUUGUAAAAAUUGGUACCUUGAUAAUUUUUACUACGUAUUGAUUAAUUUUAUAUUCUAUUACGUAUGCAUUUGUUCGAUUUUAAUGUAUUUUAAAGGUAAUUAGAAUUCCAUUUCCAGUUAACAACACAAUUACAACAUUACAAUAACAAUUAUACCAAUCAUUAUUGUUAGUAAGACUAAGACAAAUAAUAUGCAAAGAAAUCGUGUUUGAAAAUGAAUUGUUUUUCGAACAACUUAAACGAUGCAUGCAAUUAUAGAUAUUUUCGUUUUAAAGCCGUAUACUGUAAACCGAAUUGUAAAUUUAGUUCUUUAGUAUUAUUUUUUUAGACUUUCUAAAAGUCCUUUUAUUGUAUUAUUUGACCAUGUGAAAUAAUUGUAAUAGUAAAAACUCAAAAUAAUAAUUUUCAACAUUGAUCGUUAAUUAGAUAAUUAAAAUAUAAUUUUUAUUAGACAUUCGAUAAAUCAUUACAUAUUUUUUAAAUUUAAAUUAAUGCCACACGAUUUUUAAUCGCCGGUUAGCAAUAUAAGUAAAUCCUUCAAAUCUGUAUUCUUACAACUUCGUUAGAUUUGAAAAUAUCCGCGUCUAAAAAUUAACACCUACGCCACCUGGUACAGAAAUAUUUCUCCAACCAUCCCGACACUACCGUGGUUCCACAAUCUCAGUCUUUCCAGGAAAUGGAUAAUUUCAUUUUCCCUUCUCCAGUUUAGCCAUAUACAUCGUCCUUUUCAUUCCUUUAAACUGUCACUGAACGACUCCACUCUCUGUAUACUCCAUAAUGAUCCAAUAGUCUGUGAUAUUAACCACUUACUCUUUAUUUUCCCCAGUCAAUCAACACAUCGUGAGUGCCUAUUGUCUCUUUUGAACGCCACCAAUAUCCCUUUUGAUACUAUAAAUAUUUUCUCUAACUAACAAAAAAACACCAUAUUGAAUAUAUUAUCUUUCUUUAACCAUACAGCUUUUUUAAUUUAAUUUGUAUAUUGUUAUUAUUCGUUUUCUUUUUUUUUGUAAACUACCUCUAUAUUAUUUUUAAUUAAUUGUAUCCACAAAGUUUUAAAUAAAAAUAAAAAAAAUAAUAUAAUUAACACUAAUAAAUUGGUGACUGUCGAUAGAUAAAAUUUUGUUCACACAAAUAAAGUUAAAUAUGUGUACCUACGAAAAGAUCUGCAUAGGAUUUUUAAAUGUUUAAACUGCAGGUUUUAUUUCAUUCAAACAAAAUAUUAGCAUUAUAGGAAGGGGCGUUACAGUUGAAAAUUUAAAAAAAUAAAUAUGUCUUCGAUUAAAAAUAGUUUUUUUUUUCCCCGCGGGAUCCAAUGUAAACUCUUAUAAAAUUAAAUUUAAUUCGUUGACUCUGGCUGUUGUACUUCACCUGUGGUUGUAUAUGCGGGGGUAGCCUAUCGUCUUCCAUCGAUAAUAUGAGUGUUUGGUUUCGGUGGCGGGGUGUUACGAGUGGUCGAAAACACGACUAUUUCUUUCGCACUUGUUGUAGUAUUUAUACCUUGUAUUAUUGUGGGGGACCGUAGUUAUCAAGAUAUUAAUAUCACUGUUCCAAUAAAAAAAACCUAUUCGCGCAUAACGAUUGUUUAUCAGUUUUUGUCGUUAUUAUUAGUAAAUAACUGGUAGACGCGAUUUUAUCAUUUUGUAUAUUUUCGUUCAACAAUAAAAUGUGCACAGGCGAGUUCUCUUCUUCUUUUCCGUCGGCCAGUAAGACACAAAUUUUGCGCAUUAAAUUAUGGGUUUUUUUUUUUCUGUAUAAUUUUAAUCUGGGACGCUAUCAUUUUUGGACGUAAAUUGGAUGCGCCGAUAAUACUAACGAUAUUUUCUUAGAGUUAGAUUUAUUAGGUUCUAUUGUGUUCAAACAGGAUUUACUAAUUGGUACGAGACUCGAAUCUCUUCCCGUACCUAUAUGUCCACAGGUCUUCUAAUAAACUUAAUUAAAUUAACGUUUCAAUUGGCCAAAUCUCAAGAGAAUUGAAAUCAAUUAUUUGCCAUCUGUAUAUCACACGCACGCAACACAACAAUUUAUUCGUAUUCUAUUUUCGACGUUGCUAUCAUUCUUAAUAGUGACGCGAUACGAAUUUCGAAAAUACAUUUGAUUAGUUGGUGUGUUGGAACCGAUUUUUUUCACCGAAUUUUAUUAUAGUUGUUCAUAAUUCUUUAUUAAGGAAAUAAAUUGGAAAAUAUGGUAAAGUCAAUCUCAAAUAGUUUCAAGUAUAGGAAAUGGAAUAAGACUAUUAAUUUCAAUAUGUUGUAUGUUCGAUAGCAUGCAAAAAUAAUAAUAAUUAGCUUCUUUCAGUGACCUUGAAUCAAAAAUUAAUAAAUAAUAUAACUUUCCAAAACAAAUUUUUCGUUUUAAAUUUAAAUUUUUUAGAUUCUAAGCGUAAAUUCUGAUUGUAUUGGUUUUACUAAUAUGUGUGUGUUUUUUUUUCUAUCUUUUUACAACUUUUCUACCAGACAUAUUUCUCCGAUAACCAACUUCAUGGCAAGUUUUUGGUGAACAUUUUUGUCUAAUUAGUGUAUUUAAGGUUAUUUUCAUUUUUAAUUUUCCUUAUAGUUUUCUGAUAGAGACAAAAUGUUGGUAAACUAAUAUAUUUACUAAAAAAUGAUUUCUGUUAUUUUCAAUUUUAUUUUGUUGUAAUUCAAUUAAAAAUAAAUCUAGGCAAUGAAACUUUCACCGAAUAUUUAUAUAUUAGCACUUUCUAGACGUAGUACAAUUUUCAAACCAUUCUGACGUUGUCUAAGUUAUUUAUAUAUAUUUGAAAUUGUAGUUUUUUUAUGUGGAUAUAAAUUGUGUAAUAUAUUGUAUCAGCGUGUAAGUUCAAAUUUAUUUUUUUUUUUAAAUGCCCUGGGGCUUUAUUAUUUAAACGACCUGAUCGUCUUUAUAAAUAUGUUUAACAGGAUAUAUCUUACAUACUAGAUGAUAAUAUAUAUACAUUACACAUUGAUGAAGUCACACUUCCAAUGAAGUGGCUCCUGUACUUAAUUUAAACACUUAAACUAAGUCGUAUGGUUUCAGACGUUUAAGGCGUCUAAUGUCUUUGGAGUUGUCUAACAGUUCGAUGGCCAUUGGGUUGAUAUGGUCCUCUAAUCUCCUCUCGUGUUUACGAGCAAACUUUUGGAUUUCUUCUGCUAUUGUAGGCAGCAUCAUAUCGCGGUGAAUGGUAUCGUUUCUUUCAAACCGGUAGGCUGCAGUGAUAGUCCGAAGAGCGAUGUUUUGGCAACGUUGUAUUAUAUCAAUGUUAGACUUACUAGCACAACCCCACAGUUGAAUGCCAUAGAUCCAAAUUGGUUUUAUAAUAGCUACAUAUAGUAGACGUUUGUUUUCUAUAGUUAACUCAGAGUGGGGUCCAACUAACCAAUAGAGCUUUCGCAUUUUUUCUUUAAUCUGUAUUUUUUUCUGACGGACAUGAUGUUUCCAGUUUAAACGAGAGUCAAGAUGCAUUCCAAGAUAUUUUGCUGAAUCUUUUUGUGGGAUUAAAGUUUGAUUCAGUAAAAUUGGAAUGUUUUCAGUUUUACGUAACGUAUAGUUGACGUGUACCGAUUUAUCGCCAUUUAUCUUAAUUUUCCAACGUCUCGUCCAGGCAAAAAUGUUAUUAAUUGAUGCUUGUAAGUUGUCAGUUGCUGUCAGCUGAUUCUUACUUGUCGACAAAAUUGCCGUAUCAUCGGCAAACAUAGCUGUCGUUAUGGUGUCAUUGUUAUCAUUGUUUGGUAUAUCAGCUGUGUAAAGUAGGUAAAGAAUAGGUCCUAAGACACUACUUUGUGGUACUCCAGCUGAUAUAUUUUUCCAUUCGGUUACUGCUUCUUCAUGUAUGACUCGGAAUGACGGUCGGUUAAGUAUGAUUCAAGAAGUGCACACCAGGUAUGUGGCAGUUGUUCACGUAGUUUGAUGAGGAAUCCUUUGUGCCAGACUUUGUCAAAAGCCUGAGCUACGUCAAGGAACACUCCACAGCAGUAAUCUUUUUCUUCAAGGGCUUUACUUAUCGCGUUAGUAACGCGAUGAUCGCGACUUGAUCGAUUGUCGAAUGUUUGUUACGGAAUCCAAACUGAUGGUCCGGUAUAAGAUGUUUUUCUUUUAUAAUUGGUUUUAGACGUUUAAGUAGAAGUUUCUCUAAGAGUUUAGACAAACUCGGAAGGAGGGAUAUGGGACGGUAAGAUGUGACAUCUUCUGGUGGUUUUCCUGGUUUGAGCAACAUAAUGACUUGUGCCCGUUUCCAUUGUUCUGGAAUGUAUUCCAUACGCAAAAUAGCAUUGUAUAUGUGCGUAAGAUGAAUGAUGGCCUUCUUAGGAAGCUCUUUAAGUAUUUUUUUAAUCUUUUUACGUGUUGUACUAAGCUGCGGACAUUGUACAAUGUCAAGCUCAGAGUCUAUGGCGUUUGGUAGAAAUACGCGUUCAAGAUGUCGAGCGUAUAUUUCUGCUUUUUCUUGUUCACUGCGAGCCCAGGUGCCAUCUUCUUUGCGGAUGGGUGGUACCUGAACACGAGGUCUCUUCAUAUGUCUUGUGGCUUUCCAUAACGAAUAAUCGGUAUUAUCCGUUGCAGAGAGACCACAUACGUAUGAUUUGAAAAUAACGUUUUUCAUCUCUUUGAUUUUGUCAUGAAGAAUUUUGCUUACACGGUUCCAUUCAGUUUUAUCUGUUGGAUGUCGUGUAUUAUGCCAUGUUCUUCUCGCUCGGCGUUUUUGUUGAACUAGAUUUUUUAUAUCCAUUGGGUAGGUAAUCUCGCGAUUAUCACCUGUUGGUAUUAUGGGUGUGGCCNCAUCUUUCGUCGUUUAUGUAUAACAUUAGAACUUAACGUGAGAAGCACUAGUAUGUGAUCUGACGUUAGUUCUGUAAGUUCUAUUACUUCGAUAUAAUUAGAAGAUAUACCUUUCAUAAUGAAGAAGUCAAGCAGGUCGGGAAUCUUGUUUGGAUCAGUGGGCCAAUUUUCAAACCAUUCUGACGUUGUCUAAGUUAUUUAUAUAUAUUUGAAAUUGUAGUUUUUUUAUGUGGAUAUAAAUUGUGUAAUAUAUUGUAUCAGCGUGUAAGUUCAAAUUUAUAUUAAAAUUUAUCAAAAAUACAUAAUUGUAAUUUAUUUGUUGUUUCAAGUUAAUACAAUUAUCAAUUUAAAUUUAUCAAAAUAUGUGUAAGUUACCGGAUUUGGCUCAGAAUUGUUUUUCAUUUGAAAUUAUUUAUCACUUUUUGCAUAUACUUUUAUAUAUACUGUAUACCUAAAUGGAAUUACCCACCUACAACAAUGGCUAAAUAUAGUGCGAAGUAUAUCAUCUUGAAUAUUUUUUACGUUUAUUUAAUUUUGAAUCAAGGUGUAUCUGAAAAUUUGUCUUAAAUUUCAUACAACUAGAAAGGGUAUAGCCAAAUUUUCAUUAUUUAUUCUACUAUAUUCAAUGUCCAUAAAAACCUACUAUUUUUUUUUUAAAAGUUUUUUAAAAAAUGUCAUUAAGUAGGUUUGUUAGGAUAUUUUACUAUUAUAGAGUAGUUUAAUCAUUUUUUGAAUGUACCAGAACCUAUAGUUGUAAAACAUUUUUAAAGUGAAAUACGAAAUCGAUUUUAGUUAGGAACAUAAUAUUGUAUUUCUAAUUCAGUAAAUAAUAAUUUUAGAUGUGUAAUUUACUAACUAAUACAUUUAUGUUUUACAAUUUAAUUCUAAGACAGUUAAGAUUUUUUUUUUCUAAUGCAACAAUUCAUCACGGUUAAUUUUAAAACAAUAAUUCACCUGUUUUAUAUCUUAAGGUGUGCGACCUGAGACCUUUUCGCAAUUUUGUUUUGCAGCUUAUUAAUUUUAGUAGGUAUUUAUGUAAUAAUUGAAAUAUCUUAAUAUUCUUAUUUAAUCUCAUAAUGACACCUUAUUUAUAUCGAUUUACAUUGUUUUAAUAACUAUCUUCUCGGAGAAAGCUGUUCGAUUAUCUAGAAUUACAUUUUACUUUAUAAUUAAAUUUGUUAUGUAAAAUGUGUAAUAUUCUGGACUUUUUGCGGUUUUUUUUCUACUACAGUUUACAGCGUUAUAAAUGAGUAGAUUCUGUAUGGUUUUGGACAUUAAAACCAUACCGAUAAAUAUAUAAUAUCUUAACAUCUAUCUGUUCUCCUAAUGGUAAUGGUAUUAAGGUAGUGGAGUUAGAAAUCAGCUGAAGGAAAGCUGCAGAGAACAGAUAAACAUUAAGUCUUCCUUCACACAAUCUUCCCGCCUUAACUUUGGUCUCCAUAAAAGUAUUUUCCUAUUUAUUUUAUUUUAUCGAUCUCUUUAGUUAUAUCAUGCCUCUAGAACUGUAUAUGAAGUUAAUUAGUAUGCAAUUUUUUUUUCCAUUCAUUGGCUUAGAUUGAAGAUUGCCAUUGAAGAUUGGGCCACAUACAUGUUUUUUUUCUUUUAAAACUUUUUUCUCGAAUAUAGCUUUCAUCAUUUCUGCUACUUUUCUCAAUAUGUGUACGUCUCAAAACCGUAUAUUGGUCAUAAUAAUGCCAAGCACAUCUUUUUAGAGCUUUUUAUUAAAUACUAUAUAUAAGAAGAUUGAUAUAAUAAUUAUUAUUAGUGUUCUGAACUGUAAGAAAAUUCAUAAAUUGAAUAUAUUAUUUUGGUUGUUUCACCUAACUAAUUUAUUAAUUGUAUUAAAUCGAUUAAUUUAAGUAAGUAUUAUAGAUAUUUGAUUUUUUUUUUUUUACUUAAAAAUGUGUUACUUGCCUAUUUCAUAUUAAUUUAAUUUGGUUGUUGGUUCGUAUAAUCGUAUUGUGUUUACACGUUGAUUUUAAAUGUCAUUAUUUUUCUUAUCAAAUGUAUAAAUUUUUAGUUAAGGUUUGCCAAUUAGAAUAGUUGAAAAAAAAAACACGUACGAAAAAAAAAAGCUGUGACUAAAUUAUAAAUAACCGUGAGGUUCGUGCCAUUGGUGACUAGUCGGAGAAAAUAAUAGACUAGGCCUUCCAUUAUGUAGUGUGUAGUAAAUGAAUCAUCGUCAUUGCGUCUUUAUAAAAAUAACAUUUAUUUUAUAUUUCAUUGAUCGUUAAAAUAUCAAUUCCUAAUAAAAAGUGAAGUACACGUUAUUUAGAACUCAGCAAUAUCGUACAUUUAAUAUUAUCUACUAUAAUUUAUUAUUUAUAAUUUAUUAUUCUAGCCCAAUUUAAUACAAUAAUAGAUCCAUAAUGUUUCUUCUUUUAUUUAUGCUUAAUAUUUUAACAUGAAUAUUAACUAUAAUAGCUAAUAUUAAUAUCAAUAAUUAUUUAUUAAGUAUAUGAAAAUUCGUAUUCACCAUGAAAAUAAAAAUCAAAUUGUUUAGAAUGUUAUAACAAUGUUACAAUAAUGGGAAAAACAAUAUAUUUUUAAAUUUAAAUAUUUCAAAACAUCGAGAGCUCAACCAUGUCACAGUUGCAUUUUGCUCAACUCUUAUCUUUAUUAUAACAUGCAAUAUAGCAAAAAUGUGUAGUAUUCAUGUAAAUCACAAACGUGUUUUUUAAAAAUCGAUUUGGAGAUAAAAACACCUAGUAUAGGUAAAAUUAUUUGUCGACUGUGACAUUUUGAAAAGAACCUCGUCGAAGUUUUACAACAAUUCUCUAACAAUAAUGAGUAGGUACGAAAAAAUCGUAUUUUACUUAAUUUUUUUUUCCCAAUAACUUACUAUAACUUUCUAAAUAAAUAAUAUUUCAAAGAACGCCGACAAUAUCUAAAUUAGGCACUAUAAUAUCGUUGACCUUUUUUCGUCAAUAUUGAACAAAAAUAGCCAAACAGACCAAUAUUUUGUUUAUUGAUGUGUGUAUACUUUCCAUUUAUAAUAAUGGAUAUAGGUACCUACAUUUUUUUCUGUUUUUAUAAUAUUACUGACAUAGAAGCUGAAAUUCUUAUGCAGUGGCUAAAUAUAACCAUAAAAAAAAUCUUAUACGGGGUGAUCAAUCUGUCAUAAAUAAGACGCUUGUUAUCUCGGAAAGUGUUAACUUUUUCCGGAAUUAAUUUUCUAAAAUAUUCAAGAAACAAGCUGCUCUAAAUUUAUAUUUUUUUUUUUUUUGGCAUCCUUAUUUUAAGGUGUAAAAUCACUACAUUUUUUUGAUUUUCAAAUGGUAACAUAUAUUAAAAAUUCCAUAAAUAGAUAAAGAAUUAAUUAAAAUAAAUUUUAGUGUUUAUAUUUUUGAUUCCUAUCAGUCUAUUGACGAGAUAUUCCACUUUUAAGUUUGGGUUGGAGGAGAGUAGUGGAGUAUCAUUUGUGUGGCGUGCGGCGUGUUAAGAAUGCACUCUCCCUCAACCCGAACUUAAAAGUGGAAAAAUUCGUUAACGGAUUGACGGAAAUUAAAAAUUUCAACACUAAAAUUGUUUUUAAUUAGUACUUCGUUUAUUUAUGGAAUUUUUAAUGUAGGUUGCCAUUUGAAAAUCAAAAUUGGAAGUGGUUUUACCCCCAAAAUUAAAGGUGACAAAAAAUAACAUAAAUAUACAAUUGUAGAGUAACUUGUUUCUUAAAUAUUCUAGAAAACAAAUUUUGGAAAAAGUAAAUACUUUCCAAGAUAACGAGUUUUUUACGAUAGAUUGAUCACACUGUAUAGUUAGACACGUGUAAAAGUUUACUAAAGUUAAUUUAGACUAUUGGAAUUUACAUACUUAUACGGGUUAUUGACAUAGUACAAUUGAACUGAGUAUAUAUAUUUAGGCAGCAAUUUUUAGAUAAAAUUUUUCAAUAAAAAAAAUAGUAAACAAAAAAAAAAUGCAUGAAUAAUGUGAACGAAUGCCUGUAGUUAAAUAUCACAUUAUUGUUAUCAGUAAAAUUACCACUUUGAUAAUGCGAUGUUAUGAAAUAUUUCAAACUUUAAACACUAUUAACAAUAAUAAUAAAAUUAUCGUGGGUAAAUGUUUAACAAUUUAUUAUUACUCCAAACAUAAAUAAAUAUUUAUUUUCUUAUUAGUGUCUAAUAUCAUAUUAUUUACAUAAUAUUGUUACGCAAUACAAAUAAAUAAUUACCUCAGUUAUAACUAUGGUAAUAUUAAUAAUAUUGUACAUUAUACUUGUACAAAUAAAUUCUUUAUCGCCUAAAUUCUUAUAUUAAUCGUAAACAAGCUGUUAUUUAAAAUAAUAAUUAUUAUUAUAUUAAGUUAGUUAUCUAUAAUAUUACAUAAUUUUUUUGUUUACCUAUACAAUUUUUUUUCUUCGAUUUACAACAAAAUGUUCUAUAUUCAAUUUUACAUGUCAUCUUUGAUUUGUACUGUUAAUUUUUCAAUUCGUCCACUCAAUGUAUACCCAAAAUAAUUUAAGUGAUUAUUAACUUGGAAAAUAUCAAUAAUUAAAGGUUUGAGAAUUUUUUUUUUCUUUUAAUUUUUUUCUAAAUAUUAACAAUAAUAAUUAUUACGCGAUUUGUGACAAUUAAUUAUCUCCUAAAUAAGUAUAAAAUGUAUUAAAAUUUACAUGAACACAUUUGUUGAUUUUUUCUAUCGAAAUGAUCGUAAAAAUAAAAUUGGGAACUAGGAAUCAAUGUAAUGCUACCAAUGCAUGAUGUGAAUCGUUCCAGAUCGAGUAAAAUGUAAUAGAUUAUUCUCCAAAAUAUUUUUCAUUCAAUCUUUAUUCAGUUCUUAGAACAAUUAAAAAUUAUUCAUACUGACGUUAAUAAUAAAAUCUUAAAAUUUAAAUUUAACGAGCAAACGAUAGAAAAGGAAGAUUUUGUAUUAAAUCUGCUAGUAUACGUUUAAAUUAUGAUGACGUUAAAACGGUUUAGCUGAUUAUCUAUUAUACCUGUGUACAUGUCGUCGUCGUGUAAAAAGUGAAAUAAAUAAGUUUAAAAAUAAAAAAACAUGUUUAAAUACGUUGUUGUAUUUCUAUAUAUGUAUGGAAAAAAUGUGAUAUCAUAAAUAAUUUACGAACCACAACGUAUCCAUAAUUUUUGAUUAAAAUCAAAAUUUUAUAUUUAAAAAAGACCAACAUAUUUCUCACUAUAACACUGGGUGGCAGUGUAAGACACUGUUUUAGGUGAGAAGUCAGGAAGGUAGGAUAUAGAAGGACAUUUAAUAUAUUUUUGUUUGCAACGAUUAAUCAUUGUUAAUAAAAACGAUUCUGAGCGGAGUUUGAAAAUUUAAUCUUAAAAGUCAAUUCUUAUAAUAAAAAAAAAACUUCAUUAAACUCAACUUUUUUUUAUUUACCACUACGUACAACUUAUAAUGAACUAACUGCUGCAUUUUCAAGCAUUUCUGUUUUCUCCUAUCAUUUUAUGCACACAGUACCUGUUGAAUAAAUAUUACGUAAAAAAAUCUCACAAAAUUAAAAUGUCAAUAAACAGCUCAAUCAGCUCAAAUGUUUUUAAAAUUGUACCACAUCUAUAAAAGACAAACACAAGAUUUUUGUCUAAAUUUUAAGUCUCUACGAAUAUUUUUAACUGAAAAAAAAAACAAAUGUGAAAAUAACACAUUUCGUACAUUUUCCCGUCUUUUCUGUGUUUCUUCCCAGUUUUUUCCAAUUAUGAAAACCGUUUCGAAAUCAAAAAAAUAACUUUUGAAAAAGUACCAAAAUCGUCUUUCAGAAAAAGUGAAAAUACACUUGAAAAUCGGAGUAAGCGGUAGAAUUGUUGUACACAGUAUAAAAAAAUAAUAAUAAUAAACAUCAUUGUAAAACCAAUACAUUCCUCGAUUUGCUCAUAAUCAAAAAGAAAUAAAUUUUUUAAAAUUUGAAAUCAUUUAAUUGCUUUUUACGACAGUUACGAUGAGUUCAAAAUAAAAUAUUAAUAUUUUUAAACAGUUUUAAAGUACUUAUAUGACAUGAAUCAGUGAAUGGAUUAGUUUUAAAUUGAUUUCAUUUUAAACCUUUUUAAUGCCAUCAUAAUAAUAUUAUCGUCUCCGGUUUGUUUAAAAAUCGGCUUGUAUAAAUUUACUAAACGUUGCAUAGGCUUUUAAAUAAUUAAUUUACACAAUGAAGAUAUAAUAUUUAGUAUUAUUUUUAUCCGUACCGUUUAUACAAUCGACAGUUAUAACCUACAAGUUUUUUUUUUAUAUAUAAUUAUUUGGGACGCAACUCGGAAUGAGUGUUGUGAGAAUCGACCGCGCGCUCUACUUGUACAAAUUAUAAUAAUUUUUCGUUACCUACUUAUUCGUAGAGACACUCGUCUGAAGGGGUAUGACGUAUACAUUUUUUAUGAAUAGUCGAAUAUUUUUCCAUACUUAGAUAUUGUAAAAUUAUGUGCUUUUUUAUAAAUGUUUUUCUUUCAGUCUGUGAACAACUUUUUUACUAGAAAUCUUACUCUAAUCAUUAACUUACGAAUAGUUUUUAAUAUCAAAUUAUAUAUAGUUGUUUUGACCGAGACUAAGAGAUUUGAUAUUCUUUGUACUUUGUUAAUAAUGGGGAAAAUAGGAAAAAAACAUUCAUCGUCCGUCUGUACGAUUUUUUAAAAACAAUUAUUUGGGACGCAACUCGGAAUCAGUAUUAUGAAAACCGCGCGCUCUACUUUAAUAAAAUACAUUCAUUUUAGUUCCCUAUUGUUCGUACAAGACACUUGUCUGAAGGGGUUGGGCCUAUUAAUUUUUUUUAUGAAUAGUCCAUUAUUUCUUCUUGAUUAACUAUUGUAAUAAUAUGUGCUUUUUUUAAAAAUGUUUUUCUUUCUGUCUAUAUACAACUACUUGUUUACCAGAAAUAAUUCCAAUCAACAACUUAAGAAUGGUUUCUAUUGGAAAAUUAAAUAUAGUUAGUGAAAAUAAUCAUAGAAAAUCGUAAUUUUUAUCAAACAACUAUACUGAUAAUAGCAUUUUCUAGAUAUGGUAUAUUUCAAAAAAAUAUUUUGCCAUUAUUAUAUUUUAAGUUAUAACUAUUUGACAUAUUUGAACUUUUUAGUUUUUCCAAUUUAUUAUGUAGAUAAUAAUUUUAAGGUCUAUAAGAUUCAUCAUAAGCGGUAGGUAGAUAAAGUAUGUAGUAGUAAAAAAAAAAAUUAUUGUUAUGUCGUGAUCCAUACACUACCACUUAAAUGUUAACGAACUCCGCUCGGAAUCGGUUUUCGUUUGCAGCGAUAAUUAAACGAUAAACCAUGAUACGAACUUUAUCAGGAAAGGCGAUUGCUCCCAUUGUCCCUCCCUCAAUUAAGUACGUGCUCGACUCAUCUGCCACAGUUAAUUUAUUCGAAUCAACUCGAGUACCUAUACAAUGAUAAAUUACCACCGAUAAUAUUUUGUCUUCGGUAUCGAUUACACCGCGUAUGUCUUUUAUUACCCUAAGAAGAUUGUAUGGUGUUAUUAUUUCUUAAAUUAUUCAUAAUAUGGUAUGUAAUAAAUAUAUUGAUGAUUUGAUUUUGUUUUCAAUACGAACAGACCGAAUAAAUAUUAUUGACUUGACCGGUUCCGGUUCCCAAGCUCGUGAAAACGAUAUGGGGCUUUUAUCUAAUAAGUGUGGGCAUUAUGACGUUUCCGUCGCUGUCAUAUUAUUUAAUUAUUAUCAUUAUUUAUAUAUAUACAGGGUGUUCCACGAAGAUAUACCUAUUGUAAUAUCUCCGGAGAUAUUAAAGAUAAUCAAAUUCCAGUUUUUUUUUUUUUUUUUUUUUUUACUAUUAUUCACAGAGAUAAAGAUUUACAAUUUUAUACUGCAACUAAUUUGUAUUAUUUUUUAAAAAAAAAUUGAAGAUAGACAUUUUAUAGAGUUUAUUUUUCUGAAAACCUUGACUUACCAACUUUUUCAUUUAAUUCGUGAUUUUUAAUAAUUUUUUAAAAUUCAAAGAAUAGUAGGUACUUAUAAUUAUGCAGAGUCGACUGUAAUCGCAUUUGCUGCUUGAUUAUUAUUAUUACGACUUAUUGACUGUACACUUUUUAUUUCUAAACUUUAAAAAAUUAUUAGAAAUUACGAAUUUAAUGAAAAUAGUUUAUGUAUGUCAUAAUGUUGAGAAAAAUAAACUCUAUAAAAUGCCUACCUAUCUUCAAAGUUUUUAUCAAAGCAUAAAAAAUAAAUUGCAAUAUAAAAUAUAUUUGUAAGUGAUAUACUUUUGAGUAACAAAAUUUGAUUAUCUUUAUUAUAUCUCCGGACAUAUUACAAUGGAUAGUAUAUUCGUAGGACACCCUGUAUAUAUAUGUUUUUUUUUUUAAUAUAAAAUAGAAUUUUCCAGUUCGGUGUGGAUUGCCAACUAUACGUCUGUCACAGUGUUCUAUAUUAUAACAUCAUUAAAUUAUUAUGAUUAUUAUUUAUACCAUUGUGUUGUCUUAUGUUAUCGGUCGGAGUUCAUAAAAUACCGUAUUAUUAGUUCGGUUGUCCGUAUAAUGUGAUAUUAUUUUUAAGAUGUUUCUAUUUGUUAUAAAUUAUGCUCUUUGUAUACUUAUUUUAACUGAUUUUUGGCAAAAGGUUUUAAAAAUGAAUGUUAAUAAACGGACACAAGAUAAUUUAGAUAGCUCCAACAAAAAAUCUAAAUCUGUAAGUACUCUUAAGAAUUCAAACUAUCUCAUUCACAUUAUAUAUAUAAUAAAACGUAAAUUAAUAAGAAUUACUAUAAACAAUUGUUAAACACAUUUUUAAAUUUAGAAAAUAGGUAAAUUAAAACAAUUGUCUGUAGAGGAUUGAAACAAAAAUUGAUUUUCAUAAUCUUGUAAAAGUUGCAUUACCUAUAUAACUUAUAAAUAGUUUUUACUGGGUAAGUAUUGAAAACAAAAAUGAUACUCAAUACAUUUAACUAUAAUAUAUAUUGGCUUUUUGCUUUAAGUUGCGUCUUAUAAUAUUAAGUUAUUAAUGUUUCUGUAGAACUGUUAAAUAUUUUAGUACAAAUCUUUAUUUUAAUACAAAUCUUAAUUUUAAUACAUCUAAAUACAUUCAACUACUCUAGUACAAUAUUAGUACUUUAGUAGUAGUCUGUUUAAGUUUAUUGUAAUGCUGCAUUUUGCAUAUUUUAAUUAGAUUAACUAGAAUUGUGAGGCAAGCUAUACUUGCAGCUUUGUUUGAAGCGACUGAACUUAUUUCUUCUACACUCGAUUCUCCAAGUAAUUUUAUCCUAUUAGUUAGGUAUUUAAGUAUACUAAAAAUUAUAAUUACAAUACAACAUAAAAUAAAUAACAGCAUUUAUAUUUUAUUAAUAAAGAGGUACGUUGUUUACAAAGUUAUAUCUCAGUAAAAUUAAAAUAAAAAAUAUAAUAAGCUCGAAUGAAAAAAUUUUCCGUCCAACCAUAAAAAUACACAUAUCCCUGUUAAUUCAAUCAAUUCAAUAAAUCGCAUCAGCGGAUAUAAAUGAACAGCCAAAAAGAACAUGAUAAUAUGCACAGAGGUCACAGCGGCCGGCCGUAAUCAUUUCUCAAUAGACACCAUGCUAAUAUCAAUUUUUUGUUUAGUUUUUUUUUAUUUUGUCAUAGAAGAUUUCAAGUCUCGUUAGUCCAUUAAUCACUAUUCUCACAUUCGUUUUAAAUACGCUCGUGCCGAAAUCGCUGUGUACUAUUUAAUAUUUGUAUAUAUGGUAGGUUUUAGAUUUUAUUGCUUUCGCUUCUCUUAGCUUCUAUCCAUUAUUGUCUCUUUUUUUUCUUAUCGUUUAAUUAAUUGAAUUUUAAUAGCGCCAAUGUUCACGAUUUUUUUUUUGCCCCCCCUCCCUCCUUUUCGUUGUUAUAGUUCAUCGUCGAGAGGAGUUAUUAUUGUUUUUAAUGUAUUCAUGCAUAAAUACCUAAAAUGUAAUAACAUUAAUAUUGUGAUAAUCGGUUGUAACCGUGGCCAAUAAGUGACGUGGUAUUAUAGCCGCCGUGCAAAUAAUUGGUCACUGGGAACUAUUUAGACCGGAACGAUUCAGUUUGACUCGGUCGGUCAGCAUAUGUAACUACAUAAAAUAACACGUCCCGAGUUCAGGAACUGACGUAAAAAAAAAAAAAAAAAUUUAUCAAACGUUUAAAAUUAAAAAUAAACCUUAUUAUCCUUCACUUUCAUCCUAACUAUUUGGGACCAGCCCCCUCGUCCUAAACUUCCACUCAGCCACAUCAUCCUCGCGCAUACGCCGACCGUCUUCGUAUUAUUCUCAAUCGCAAAUUAAAAAUAAUUCUAAGAUUACACAUACCUACUUACUUAAUUUCUUAGAUACUCAUAUCCGUUUCGGAUGUUGAAUAUUAUUUCUCAAUAUUGCUCCAAACCUACAGCGGAGUUUUUCAACCAUGAUAUCCAUAUCUCUGGUUAUUUAUCAUUGCGUGACCUAGACAUUUUAUAGUUAUAAGUAAUCUUCUUUUGCUUUCGCGUUCUUUGAAGUAUAUAAACUUAAUUUGGAUACACUGCAAUUCGUCCGUAGGAUCUUUAGAAUUCGACGAGCAGCCACAUAGCUUUAGAGCCUUGAUUUUCUUGCUUGGUGUUUCUGUAACGUCCAAGUUAACUAUUAGAGAAAGUAUAUUUUGAUAAUUUCUUUGAUCAUAUUUCGUAUACAAAAAUACAAAAUACAACUAUUGUAUUUGAAACACUACCCACCCCGUGUUGGAGAUUCUACAAUGUAAACGUGUUUUAAGUACUCCUAAUUAAACGACGCAAACACUUUUACAAAUAUUAAACCUAUACUUACUCAAAUUGAUGGAAAAAAUAACAAACCAAACCAAACGGACUUGUCGAGCGCUAAAAUCGUCGUAAUCAUAAAUGUAAAAAAUAUUAUUUAAACAUAUCGUGCGAAAUAUUGUAUGAUUAUUAUUAUUAUACGUUCGUACUUGGUUGUAACCUUAGAUUUUCGACUUGCGGAAGUGGCGGUCGACCGGAUGUAAACAUUGUAGUAUAAUAUUAUUAUUAUUAUAACUAUGUAUGUAUGUACGUACGCACACGCGCGCGGAAUUUAAUACGCAGGUGUUGCUACAGGGUGCCUCUUUUUGGUCGUAACACGUUUGGGUAUACAUCGACCCAAAGUUUAACACAAAUUUGGGUACGCUGUAUCAAUUGAAAAACAACAGGAUAGUACGAAUGUCUAAACCACCUGUUGGUUCAGACCUGUUACCGAACCGAGCGAGUUAUGACGUGUAAACUUAAUAUCACGACGCGUUUCAAUAAAACUGAUCGGAGGUAGUCGGCAUAAAAGACGAAAGUACCUAUGGGGAUAUUCGGUUUGUUAGUACAAAUUCGUUAACUUUUGCGAGUCGUGUUUCGAAAAAUAUUUUCGUAUCAAAUCCCGAGUUCUCCCGAAACGUCGUGUGUCGCCGUUUGAAAAUCCAAAUUGGAUUCGCGUUUAUUGUACCUACCGGCCAACAUGAACGGGGAACGGGUAGUACAAUUUUGAAAAUAAAAUGAAAAAUACCGGAAUCUGUACACAACUUUUCUUCGUAAUACAGUGUUCAGCAUAAUCGCCGGUUCGUGAUCAGAAAAAAAAAAAAGAAAAAAUUUACCCUGUACAUCGUAUAAAACAAUAAUUAAAAGAUACGGGCGUAAUGAGUUGUAGUAUUUAUUAUAUACAGUGUUUUUUGGAGGCUUGCGGCGGCGAGUGAAGGAAACGCGCCGUCGCGUAACCGCCGAGAAGGUCAUAAUGGUGUAUUAUAGUCGCGCGACGGGCCUGACGGACGUAUGUACGCCGGCGGUUCGGUUUAUUGCGCAAAGAAACGGUUAGGCGCGCGGCGGCGGAGGCUCGUCGGGAGUGAAGAACAGCGUGAGUAACGCAGAAAAAAAAAAAAUAAUAAUAAAUAAAUAAAGAAAGAAAGAAACGAAUACGCGUUUCACAGUAAUAACCGCCGAGACCGUCAAGAGUCGUGUCGCCGCGGCCGCGGUCGCGCCGCCGUCAUGACCGACCACGCUGGCGCGUUGGCGGAGGGAGCGCAAGCCGUUUCGUAUUGUCUCGAGAACAUGAGACGGUACCGGUGCGCGCGGGCACCGAGUCCCGGGGAAACUGGUCCGGUGACUACUAGGUACGACAACAAUAAUAAUACUUCUUUUUUUCAUUUUUUUUUUUUCUUCUCCGUAUUUUCCCUACCGUCCCGUGUAUAAAAUAUUAUGGUAUAAUAUUAUCAUUAUUAUACUGCAUGGUAUACGGCACGUUCGUCGCCGCCGCCGUACCGGGGCCCUCGUUCGCGCGCGCGGUUGUUCGCCUCGCAACGGCCCGCGCGUCGGCCGUUCCGCGUACCGACCCGGGCCGUCUGUCCGUCCGCGCGCACGGCCGUGUGCACUACUCCAUUGUGUCGCGCCGUACCCAACGCCGCCGCGUCCGCUCCCGUCUGCGCCGUGCGGUACUUUCCGUUCCGGUUAAUUAUUUUUAUUACAUAUAUAUAUAUAUUUUUUUUCUAUCGUCGCCCGCUCGCACCUUUAAACUAUGAGAAAAAAAAAAUUGUUUUUUAAAAAAAACCAUAAUACUUUCCGCGUGGUGUUUUUCCCCGCCGACCGUAGUACUUACCCGCGGCUACUGCUCGUAUGAUAUUAUUGUUCGUUCCUGAGAUUAUUUUGUCGGACAGCGCGAAAUCGACAGAAUUGAUAAUAAAAAAAAAAAAACCUGCUGCACGCGUCUUCUUAAAAUAAUUCCGAUAUUGUUUACCGACCCGCAACACACCGCGGGUUUUUUUUUGAUUUAUUGAUGGAUUUUUUUGUCCUGUUAAACUCAUAACCAUAAUGUCUCAAGUAUUUUCGACAAUAUAAUAUUAUUAUUGUUCAUUAUUCUCGAUUACGGUGUUUUUUUUUAUUAUUCAUGGGUUAUCAAUAUUGUUGUAUUUUAUAAAUAAUAAAUACCUAGGUGUAACUUUCUAGCGACCGGGGAGGAAGUAAAAAAUAAAUAUAUAUAUAUAUACAUGUUUGUUGGAAAAAAAGAAAAAGAAAGAAAAGUGGAUCUAGAAAUUUGUAUCUAAUCGUUCAUUAUCAGCAGUGCGGGAAAAGCGUGAAAAUCUGAAUUUCACAUCGUCUAAGGUCGAACGCUACGUAACGCCAUGACAGUAAGCCUUAGUCCUCUUAGUCGGUAUUCUGUAGUAAAAGCGUUUCGAAUUAUUGUGUUUCCUUGCACCGCCACUAUGUCUCUGAAAAAACAUUACAACCGGUAAACGGUGUGGUACUUUGCGAACGACGUGACAAUUUCGUUAGAAAAAAUAAUGGUUUUAGUGGAACAAGUAUGUAGUAAUAAGUAUACUAUUGUAAAGUAACGUUAUUCUAUAAUUAUUAUAUUUUUAAUCUCGAUCGACCUAUUAAUAUUGUUCAUAAACAUAUUAGCGAAUCAAAAAACAUAAUAGUUUCUCUUAUGUGAAUAAUUACAUAUUUUUUUAUGCUUAAUCUAAUAAACCGUUUAUCGGUAUUAUUGUCAAUCAAUACAUUUACAAUAAUUAAUGUUUGUCUUAAAAAUUAUUUCUUUUUUCAAAUUUAUAAUUAUUUAUACAUACUUAAUAUAAUAUGAUAUACACACACAUACACACACACACAUAAGCGCGCUUGCUUGCGUCUGCAGUAUUUCCCACGAGAUUUAAUUAAUUUAAGUGAUGAAUAAUAGUGUUUUAUUACGUAGUCGUUUGAAAUUAGAAAAAAAAUCUUUUUUUAAUUUACGCACUAAUGUAUGUUCAUGUAUCUAAAUUUUACAUAGAAUAUAAAGUGUAUUAAAAUAACAACCGAAUUUUCCAUUUUGUAUAUUCUCAUUUACAGUUUUAAUUUAUAUGAAGUGUGAGUAAUAAAACAUAAUAUGAAUUAGCGAAUCCUUUUUGACUCGUUUUCCAUAAUCCUGUGCAUUUAUUCGUUAUCUAAUUAUAUUAAUUGCCGAAUUAUUAAAAAAAUUAAUGUAUGCUUAUUCUUUCAGUAUCCACCAAUGACGAUCUUAUACGACCCUACAAUCAGAAAAGAUUCCACGACCAAUGGUGUUGCAUCUCCUCAAUUUGCCUCUGAACAAGAGUUGUGUCUGAGGUAUUUUGAUAAAUGGAGCGAACAGCACCAAAUCGAUUUUGUCGAACACCUUUUGUCGCGUAUGUGUCACUACCAACAUGGACACAUCGACACAUAUCUAAAACCCAUGUUACAGAGAGACUUCAUUUCACUCUUACCCAGUUAGUAUUAUAAUAUAAUAAAUUUAUGUGAAAUGUGAAUCGUUGUGAAAAAAAAAUAUUUAUACAUGUAUUUAUAUCUGUUUAUUAUAGAAAAAGGCCUAGACCAUGUGGCCGAAAAUAUUUUAUCCUACCUCGAUGCAGAUUCGUUAUACGCAGCAGAGUUGGUCUGUAAAGAAUGGUAUAGGGUGAUUUCUGAAGGUAUGCUUUGGAAAAAACUAAUUGAACGUAAAGUACGUACAGAUUCACUAUGGCGAGGACUUGCUGAACGAAGAGGAUGGUAAGUUGUAUAAGGAUAAUAUAGGUAUAUAUUAUAUUACAUUUAUCUACCUGUAUUAUCACAAUAUAAGUACCUACUAUUUAUAUGUAGGUAAUAAACACAUUUUUAUACUUUUCAGGAUCCGAUAUUUGUUCAAACCAAGACCUGGUCUACACCACCCAGACCACUUCUCCUACAGGGCUUUGUUUCCUAAAAUUAUACAAGAUAUUGAAGUAUGUAAUAAAUAAUAUUGUUUAAUGUUUUUUGAUUAUUAUAAAAUAAAUACUAUUUAUAUGUUGCAUCCACUUGAUGAAAUUGUCCAUUUGUGAAAAAUAACCCAGUUCAUGAAAUGGAAACAGUUUUUUUCCACUUAGUGAAAUAAAUACAAAUUUCAUUAAGCGGAUAUCUUUUCACAAAAUAGAUUCUAAAAUUUCAUAUUUUUAAAUAGUUGUUGCUUUAUCAGAGGGACAAGGGUAUUUGAGCAGGGCGUGUAAAAAAAAAAAAUGUAAUUCUAUAACUGUUGCACAUAUUUAAAAGCUAAACUAAAAUGUAAUAAUUGUUAUCACAAUUAAACUCAUUGUUUAAAUAAAUUAAAAUUGAAUUAAUAAUUAAUUCAAUGAGAAUUAUAAUAUAAAUUAAAUGUAUAUUAUAUUUUGUUUCACCAAGUAGAUGGUCAUUUGAUGAAAAAAAUUACAAGAUAUGAAAUUAUAGUAUCCAUUUUGUGAAAAGAUAUCCACUUAAUGAAAUUUGUAUUUAUUUCACUAAGUGGAAAAAAUUGUUUUUAUUUCAUAAACUGGGAUAACUUUUCACGAAAUGGACAAUUUUAUCAAGUGGAUGCGGCAUAUACAUCAAAAAGUAAAGUUAAUAACAUUGAUUUUUUAAAAUGAUGUGGAUAAACAUAAUGUUAUAAUUUACCCAGAUACUUUUAAACUUAAUUGGGUCUUUCAUAUUAAUGAGACUGUUUUCCUUUUAAUUAAAAAAAAUAACUAUAAUAGUCUAAUAAUAUAUUAUGGAUCUUAUAUCAAAACAGAUUUAGCCUCCAAAAACUAUGUGUAUGUAUACAAUUUUUAUAAUCGUCAGUCUUCAAAAUAUUAAGAGUUCAUCAACAAUUAUAUGAGUUGCACAAUUACUCUUAUUCUAUUGUAUGAUUUGUAUGUAAUGUCCAUAGAACCAAAAAAAAGAUUUUAUUCCAAUUACAUACUUAUUGUAUUUAUUACUUAGAUAUAUAUUGUCUAUAGUAAAUUUAUGAUUUUUAAUUUUUGUUUUUAUUAUUAGAGUAUAGAAUCGAAUUGGCGAACUGGCCAUUUUCUGUUACAAAGGAUAAAUUGUCGUUCAGAAAACUCCAAAGGUGUGUACUGUUUACAGUACGAUGACGAUAAAAUUGUCUCAGGUUUACGUGAUAAUACCAUAAAAAUGUGGAAUAGAACAACGUUACAAUGUAUUAAGGUAUUGGCAACUUUUCCUUUAAAAAAUAAUCAAAUGUAUAACUGACUUACUUUUUUUAGGUGUUAACUGGUCAUACCGGAUCAGUUUUAUGCCUACAAUAUGAUGACAAAGUAAUUGUGAGUGGUUCCAGUGAUAGUACAGUUCGUGUGUGGAAUGUUAACACUGGUGAAAUGGUCAACACUCUAAUACACCAUUGUGAAGCAGUCUUACAUUUAAGGUUUAGUAAUAAUAUGAUGGUUACUUGUUCAAAAGUAAGUUUUAUUGUUUUUCUUUAAUUUGACAAUGUGGCCAUAUUAAUCAUUUUUAUUACUAUUUUACCACAGGAUCGAUCAAUAGCUGUAUGGGAUAUGGUAUCACCUAGUGAAAUGACUUUACGUCGUGUAUUAGUUGGUCAUCGAGCUGCAGUAAAUGUAGUCGAUUUUGAUGAUAAAUACAUUGUAUCAGCCUCUGGAGACCGUACUAUCAAAGUAUGGAAUACAUCAAGUUGUGAAUUUGUGCGAACUCUUAAUGGUCAUAAACGUGGUAUUGCUUGUCUUCAAUAUAGAGAUCGAUUAGUUGUUAGUGGAAGUUCCGAUAACACCAUAAGGUUAAUUUUAAAAUAAAUUUAAUCAACUUUCUAUUAAUUUCUGUAAAAUUAAAUUUAAAAAAAAUUUAACUCUAGGUUAUGGGAUAUUGAAUAUGGUGCUUGUUUGAGAGUACUCGAAGGCCAUGAAGAACUUGUGCGAUGCAUUAGAUUCGAUAGUAAAAGAAUUGUUAGUGGGGCAUACGAUGGGUAAAUUUACAUUAUUAUUAAUAUAAUAUAUUAAAAUGUUUUCAAUAUAAACAAUGUUAAAAAUAAAUAUAUAUUUCUAGGAAAAUCAAAGUAUGGAAUUUAGUAGCAGCUUUAGAUCCCAGAGCUCCUGCUUCUACCCUGUGCCUUCGUACACUUAUGGUAAGCGUUUCGCACUACGUACACUUUUAUGAUUUGUUAUUUUUUCGUGAUUGAGAGAGGAGGAAUUUUUAUCCGGCAGGAGCACACGGGACGAGUAUUUCGACUCCAGUUUGAUGAGUUCCAAAUUGUCAGCUCCUCACAUGAUGACACUAUACUAAUUUGGGACUUCCUAAACUAUAAUGAUACAAACAAUUCGCAAGUGGGACCACCGAAUGAUGUUAAUGUUGUUAUGGGUGAUGACCUUAUGAAUGCUGCCGCAGUUAACAUCUUUGGUCCUCCAGGUAAACCAUACAAUCUUAUUAAUAUCUUAAGUGUCAUAAUACAUAAUUUUUAUGUUAAUUUUAGAUUUUGAGUGAUCCAAUGAUGGACUAGUCAUCCUUAAUUGCCGGAUUAGGUUCUUGUACAACUAUUACAGAACUCGUCAUAUAAUAUCACUUUAAGAUGGUAAAAUUUUGUCACAUCUUGUUCUCAUUUUAUUUAUUUAUAUAUUAUAUAUAUAUGUAUAUAUAUAUAUAUUAUAUAAUAUAAUUAAAACUACAGAAACGCCCAAAAUAACUGUGCCAAUGUUCAGAUGUACUUACAGAUCACCCAAAUAAAUAGGUACAAGUGAUGUUUCUUAUCUUGAAUAUAUAUAUAUAUUUAUAUUAUUCAUUUUUAGAAGCGCUUAAAUGCUUUAAAUUAAAUUGAUUUCAAACUAAAUGUCUGUGAUUUUUCAUAUGAAUUGUCAAAAAAAAACUUACCAGACAAGUGCAAUGACACUUCAAUACUUUCCUUUUUUAAUCCUUUUUUUCUUCAUCAUAAUUAUUAUACAUCAUGUUUGCUUAAAAUAAAUAUAACAUGUUUGUAGAUUAAUUAAUUUGUAUGUUUAUGUAAUAAUAUAUAUAUAUAUAUAUAUAUAUAUAUAUAAAAAUUAAAUGGCGCAUCAACUAAUAUUUGUAUAGUCCCUAUUUGAAUAAGUUUUAAAAUAAAAUUUCUUUGUAUAAAAGUGAUUUUGUAUAAUUUAUAUAAUUAUUAUUAUAAAAUACAAAUUACAUUAGAAAACAAAUAUUCUAAAAUUGUGUAAACUUCAUUGGAUACUAUACCCACAUCCUCGUAUUAAUAUUAAGUUAUUUGAAAUGCACCCUAGUGCACCAUCUUGUUGAUCAUGUGUCCAACUACAUUAUAUUAUGUUGACGUACAAACAUUAGAAAACCAUUGUUUAGACUCAUGACAUCGAGAGCUUGUACAAUGUGCACAUCUUAAAAGAAAUUUUGGACUAACAGGUUUGUUUGAUUGAAGAUGGUUUAAUACUAAAUCAGAAAUUGCAUCGAUGAACAAAGGAUGAUCAUUCGGUGCAGCAGCUCUACGAAUAUUUUUAAUACCCAACUAAAAAAAAAAAAAAUUGUUUGAUAUUGUUAUACUAUUAAAUAAAAUGUCUUACUUCUUCUCCGAGUUCUUUACAGUAUUCUAUAUCAAGUUCAUGUAAUGUCUCGAUGUGUUCAUUAACAAAUGCAAUAGGUACCAACACAAAAUUCUUUUUCCCUUGCUUUACAUAUCCUAAAGUGAAAAACAAAUGUUUACAUAUUAGGUAU